UCGAUCGCUGCGGUCGCCGCCAUCUCGUUCAUCGCCGAGCUUCAGCAGCAGCCCGGGUACACGGGAUGGAGGAAAGGAGGAAGAAGGAGGAGCAGGAGGAGCAGCAGGCGAUAGAGGGCGUCCCCAACGACCUCCUUCAAGAGAUCCUGUCGCGGGUGCCGUACCAGUCUCUGUGCCGCUCAAAGUGCGUGUCGGCAGCGUGGCUCGCGAUGUGUUCCGACCCCGCCGUCCGUCGGAGAUCGCCGCAGACGCUCUCCGGUUUCUUCGGCCUCUCCCGCAGCGGCAGCAACCGUUUUGUCAACGUUUCCGGGAGAGGCCGGCCGCUGGUCGACCCUUCUUUUCCUUUCCUCCACGGCUUCGAAAACGUCAAGAUCCUAAACUGCUGCGGCGGCAUCCUUCUAUGCCAUGGCAUGCGAGCGGAGGGCGUGGAAUACAUUGUGUGUAACCCUGCGACCGAGGAGAUCUGGGCCGUGCUGCCCGUGCCUGAUACCCAUGAGACACCACGUCCUCGUGCUUACCGCGCCAUUUGCUUGUGUUUCGAUCCGAUCGUCCCUUCUCGCUUUGCGGUGUUUGUCGUCAUUCAGAAUGGUCGCGACAUUACCAUUAUGGAGGUCUACUCGUCGGAUACCGGAGAAUGGACUUCCAUGUCGAGCCCAUGGGGUCACAAAAUUGUGUUAUAUAGCUUGGAACCAGAAUGCUUCUUCUUAAAUAGCACUCUACAUUCCAGUGCCUAUGAUUCUCGUGUGGAGACAUUUGACACGGAGGGAAAUUCAAUAAACAUGAUAGUUGCAGUGGACACAAGCGGGGAUACUUGGAGGACAACUCGACAGCCGACCAAAGCUAAACUGAAUUUCUUUGGGCACUCUCAAGGACGAUUACAUGGAAUGGAUAUAGACAAUCGUAAUGGUUGCCGGAUAUCGUUUGGGUUCUCGAGGACUAUGCUAGUGGACAGUGGACCUUAAAGCACACUGCCAGUGUUCUCGAGUUGGUAGGAAAGCCUUGUCGUGAGUGCGAUGAGUACUACACCUUGGUUGCAAUCCAUCCAGAACGUAACCUUAUUUUCCUUAAUGGCGGGGUGGAGCCGGAACAGACACUUAUGUCGUAUGAUUUGGAUACCCAGAAGUUGCAUGUUAUCUGCACUCUUGAAGAUUACCAGAGGAAAAAUUUCCGACCUUACAUUCCCUGCUUUGUGGAAUGGCCGCCAUCAGAUGCUCAUUGAAUUUGUGAGCAACUUCACAUUUGCUAUGUUGGCAUGGCUCCUUCAUGAAAAUCGGCUGUUGGGUAUGGUCGAGAUCUUCUAGUUUUGUGCAGUGGCUUGAACAAGUACUACAUCUACUCGAGUUUAGUUUUCUUAUCAGUUGCGUCCAGGAUCAUUUGUUUUUGUGGCUUUAAACAUUAUUUUGUUGGCUAGUCAGUGAGAACUUGCAAGCUACCCUUCAA
Triticum aestivum (bread wheat) is the source of this 1440-nucleotide messenger RNA. Its product is annotated as F-box protein At1g67130-like. Bases 66 to 962 code for a protein of 298 amino acids. The record is from RefSeq and is a predicted model, not a curated record. Gene Ontology annotation, molecular function: protein binding. The transcript has 2 exons. NCBI's taxonomy places the organism in Eukaryota, Viridiplantae, Streptophyta, Magnoliopsida, Poales, Poaceae.